GGCGAGCAAGUUUGUUCCCCGAGUUUGGAUCCCCGAGGUCUCUGCGGCGGUUGCGCCGGUGCCCUCCGCAGGGGUCGGGAUGGAGCUUCCGGCCGUGAACCUCAAGGUGAUUCUCCUGGUUCACUGGCUGCUGACAACCUGAGAGACCUGAGACCUGCAGCCAGAGGGAGGUGACCUGCCAGUUGGUGGCCGCUUCACUGAUGGUGGUUGCUGCUGCUUCCUGCAGGGGCAGCAUUGUCUUUGGGGGCCCCUAUUCCUGGGCCAACUUCACCAUCCUGGCCUUGGGCGUGUGGGCCGUGGCGCAGCGGGACUCGGUCGACGCAAUAAGCAUGUUUCUGGGGGGCUUGCUGGCCACCAUCUUGCUGGACAUCAUCCACAUCAGCAUCUUCUACCAAUGGAACGUGGUCUCCGCCACGGGCCGCUUCAGCGCCGGCAUGGCCAUCCUCAGCCUGCUGCUCAAGCCCCUCUCCUGCUUCCUCGUGCACCACAUGUACCGGGAGCGUGGGGGCGAGCUCCACUUCCACUCUGACUUCCUCGGGCCUUCUCAGGAGCGCAGUGCCUACCAGACGAUCGACUCCACGGCGGAGCCCGCAGAACCUGUCUCCGGCUUCGAGCCCAGGGGCCCGGACGCCAGAGGAUACUGAAGCCAGCCUCCUGCCCUGGCCCCCUUGGCCACAUCACAGGCCUGGUGUCUGGGAGGUCCUGGGGACACACCUUUUACUGGACCUAAAAUGAGUUAUCUUUCCCCAUUUCAAGGGUUGGGGUUGCUGAGUCUUGUCUGAGGGGCCAUGGCCGCCCAGUCCCACAAAGUCGUCUGUCCUCACUCUCUGAGGCCUGCUGUCCCUCCAAAGCACCCCACUGGCCCUCAUCCUGGAUCUUUUUUGUUACCUCCCACCCCAAAAUUGCACUGUGCAGGCCUCAGGCCCAGUUGAGCAUGGCCAGGGGUGGCUAGGAUGACUACUUCCUGGACCUGCCCCCAAGCUCUGAGAGCUGCAGGUCAUGCCCAGCUCCUCGAGCAGCUGGCAUGGGAGUAAGGUCCCCAUGCUUCUCACUGCCUGGCCACUCGGGGCCUGGGGCCUGGGCCUGGACUCCAGGGGACCUGCCACGGCCUGUGGCUGCCAGUCUUGGUACCAUGGCAUUAAAGUUCGUGGAUUCUGGGACUGGACUGUGUUCUGAGCCAUGUUUUAUAUUCCAGCUGGGUGGAUGCCUAGUUGGCCAUUCCUGGGACCAUUUGUCUUCUGAGUCCCCAGGAGCAGCCCCGACCAUCCAAACUGCCGGGUGAGUCUGAUGUGGCCACAGAAAGCAGGGGCUCCCUCUGGGCCUGCCUUGUCACCGGUGCCCAGCAGAGGAUGGCAUGGUCAGUGUGGCCCAUGUGCGUCCGCCCUCUGACUCAGCUCCUUAGGCACAGAGCUGUCAUUAGCAGGCAGGAGACAGGCCCCGGUUGCAAAGCCAAGCCCUGAUGUUUUCUCUCCUUGACUUUCUUGAUCAUUAGCUAUAGAUAAGACCCAAAGGAAGCUGGGCAUGGUGUCACACGCCUGUAAUCCCAGCAUUUGGAAGGCUGAGGCAGGAGGAUCUGCAAGUUCAAAACCAGCCUGAGGUACAUACUGAGCUCAAGGCCAGCCUUAACUGUACAGCAAGACCCUGUCUUAAAAACAAACCAAAAAAAAAAAAUCCAUGUGAUCUUACGAUUUUCAGCUUUAGCUUUAAAGGACAGAGCCCCGGGGCUGGGGGUUUAGCUCAGCGGCAUAAGCGCCUGCCUUGGAAGCAGGCAGUCGUGAGUUCGAUCCCCGGUACCGAUAAAAAGGAAAAAGACAAAAAAAAAAAAAAAAAAGGACAGAGCCCCUUCUGAUGCGCCACUAAGGUCCAGGCCCCAUGUAAAGUCCAGACCAUGGUUGAGGGGUUAGAAGAAUCUCAGGGUCUCCAACUAAGUGGAGCCACCUGCUGGAGUACCCAGGGACGACCUCGUCUGAAUUAGGUGAACACAGCCCGUUUUAUUUGCACAAGAACAGUGACCUCAGGAAAAAGGAAAACAUAUUCCUUGAAAGACACAGUCUUUUGGGUGCGAACCUGAGGCCUCUGUCAGCGCCUGCCCAGCUUCCGGUUCGGAAGUGCAUUCUUGCUCCCUCUGAAAAUCUGUUUUGCAAUAAAUGCUGCCUACUCUGUGCUA
Molecule: messenger RNA, 2167 nt
Organism: Cavia porcellus (domestic guinea pig)
Lineage: Eukaryota; Metazoa; Chordata; Mammalia; Rodentia; Caviidae
Gene: Agtrap
Product: angiotensin II receptor associated protein
Exons: 5
Coding region: 201-644 (147 amino acids)
Biological process (GO): regulation of blood pressure; angiotensin-activated signaling pathway
Cellular component (GO): plasma membrane
Source: RefSeq, a predicted model, not a curated record